CUGAGCUGGAAAGUAGCGGUUUCAGCGGCGGGAGAGGCAGGGCAGCAAUAUAGAAUAUCUGGCUUUGUUAUUUAUGUUGUAUUUGUCGUUUUACACUUUCAAAUAAAUGCAUUACUGCAGUAGGAAGGACAAAAGUUUGCGGCAAGGCUGAGAAGCUAAGAGCGGGGUUAAGAUCACUCCAGUUGGCAGAGAAGUGAAAUGUCAUCUUUUUUGUGGAGGGUUUGUUCAGGGCUGGUUCUGGUCAUGCUGCUGCCAGCUCAAGCUGCUGGAGAGGACUCCCUAUCCCUGAACACCUGGACUGAUUUCUGGCUUUUCCGGUUUAUUCUUAAUGUCUUGGGCUAUGCUACAAUUAUUGUCCCCGGCUAUUUGCUUAUCAAAUAUUUCAAGAGCAUCAACUACCUAGAAACAGGUCGUGGCAUUUGUUUCCCUCUUAUAAAGUCCUGUGUUUUUGGGGGUGAAGCAAAAUCUAGUCUGCUAGAGGAAGUGCCUACAGCAUCCAAAACUGAGGCAACGGAACCAUCUUCAACAGCCAGACAGGCUUGUAAACUGUUGUUCUGCACUGCUGGACUACAGGCUUCUUACUUAACAUGGGGCAUCCUUCAGGAACGAGUUAUGACCCGCACCUAUGGGGCUACCAGCACAGAGGAGGGUGAGAAGUUCAAGGAUUCCCAGUUCCUGGUCUUCAUGAACCGCAUCCUUGCUUUGACGGUGUCUGGCCUGUACUGUGUCCUCACCAAGCAGCCUCGUCACGGGGCCCCUAUGUAUAAGUACUCCUUUGCUUCCCUCUCCAACAUCCUGAGCAGCUGGUGCCAGUAUGAGGCCCUCAAGUACAUCAGCUUCCCCACCCAGGUGCUGGCCAAGGCGUCGAAGGUAAUCCCGGUUAUGCUCAUGGGAAAGGUAAUUUCUCGCAAAAGCUACGAGUACUGGGAAUAUUUUACGGCUGUGCUCAUCUCUGUUGGCGUCAGCAUGUUCCUUCUGUCCAGCUCCACCCACAAGCACCCUUCAACCGUCACCACGUUUUCGGGAGUGAUCAUACUGGGUGGCUACAUCCUUUUUGACAGCUUUACUUCCAACUGGCAAGACAACCUCUUCAAGUACAAGAUGUCCUCGGUGCAGAUGAUGUUUGGCGUCAACCUCUUCUCUUGCCUCUUCACAGUGGGCUCCCUCCUGGAGCAGGGGGCCUUGUUUGACUCUCUGGGCUUCAUGAGCCGCCACUCAGAGUUUGCCUUCCAUGCUGUGCUGCUCUCUGUGUGCUCAGCUUGUGGCCAGCUAUUCAUCUUCUACACCAUCAGUCAGUUUGGUGCUGCUGUCUUCACGAUCAUCAUGACCCUGCGGCAGGCCAUCGCCAUCCUGCUGUCGUGCUUCCUGUAUGGCCAUGCCAUCACCAUGGUGGGGGGCCUGGGGGUGGCCGUGGUCUUCCUCGCCCUCUUUCUCAGGGUCUACGCUCGCAGCCGCAUGAAGAAGAGGAGCAAGAAGGCUGCGCAGAGCCAGGCGCUGGUCCAGAAGGUUUAGUCACCUAAACCAUCUGCAAAGAGACAUUUCCUCAACUAGAUCCUAUUUUAAAAGGUUUUGUUUCUAUUUUCUGGAUUUGUACUUUGUAAUCGUAAGAUGCCACAGAGAGGCAGAUGCCUUUGUUCCAUGUGUUUGACUUGAAUAUGGACACUUCCUAACGUACUGGAAAGUUAACCAGGUAGUGUUGAAGCAAAUAAAUGGACCACUCCUCACAGUUGCUUCUUUCUUUUGAAUCCAGCGUCAUGGUGAUCGACUCUGAGGAUGUUUCUAUAUAUUAUAGAAAGUGGAUUUAUUAAAAUGGCUACUGGAAGUGACAGUAGGACUUGAAAAGAGCAGAAGGAAGUCCAUCCAGGCUGUUAAAAAUAUUAUGAUUUCUAUGUGUCUUGUCUAUAACCGUCUGUCUUACUUUCAACGCACUUUGCGAUGUUUGCAAAACUAGUUCUUGCGGAAGGUUUGGGACUGACUAAAACAACAAAGAUGGACAAAGAAAAUAGAGCAGAAGCCUUGUCCCUGCAAGAAAGGCAGCACUGAUGGCAAAUCUUUGCAGACAGUACAAAGGUCCAAGAGGUGGUUAUCAUGAUGUGACAAAAUGUGCAAUUCCCAUUGAAGGCCUGAACGCCUACGCCAGGCUACUUUCUCCAGGCAACAGAACUGAAUGUUGUUCCGUUGCAACUCUCUGUAGGUGAAAGUUUAUCGCCUUCUGCACUGUUGGUCUUUUUCUUUAGACAGUUUUUGCCUCUCCAGAUAAAUGCAGUCUUGCUUUAAAAAAACCCCAUCAGGAAUGUUUAACAUUGGUCCACAUUCUAAAUAAUAAAACACAAAAGACAUAAAUGAGGUCUUUCUCUGUACUGAGAUGAGGAUUGUUCCUCAAGACUUCUUUUUUUCUGAAUUUGUAAAAGAGAAUUGUGUGUGAUUGUGACUUCAGUUUGAGGUGCUGAAUCCUUUUAGAUUAAAAAAAGAGAGCUCCCUGAUGGACUUAGCUAAUAUUGCCAUCCUUAACGUAAUGAAAUCAUUUAACACUCACUUUACUAAAACCAAAGGAGAUGGCAACAAAGGAAUCACUGCCAGGAUUCUAAAGAUCCCUCUUGUGUUCUUCAAAAGCUUUUGUGACUUUUUUAUCACAUUGUUGAAAAUCAUGAACACAUUAUUACGUUUAUGUUUUGCUGUCACUUGUUGUAAAAUGCAUAGUAUUAAUUCUUUCUUAAUUUGUUUUUUCAUUAGUCACAUUAAUUUCUGCAUAGGAAACACCUGGAAUACAAGAGACAUUCCUGUACUUGUCAAAUUAGUUUGUUGUUUUAUUGGGGGGAGGGGGCAUUUUGAAGACAUUUUUCCUGUCGAAACUGUGCAACACGGAUAAACUAUUUGGGUUUUUUUAAAAGUCAUUUUCUAUCCAGCGUCUUGAAAACAGUGCUUGAGGAGGACUACAUAGGCAUCUUUUCUGCCCGUAGUUUGGCAAAAGGAAUGUAAAGAAAGUGCUACAAGUGGAAGAUCUAUGAAAUGUCGGUAAGGGAACCACAAAAUGGUACUUGUAUUUCAUUGUGCAGUGUUUGUUUGUUUGUAAUUACAUUAAACAUAUGGCGUUAAAAAAAGUAUUUGAAAUAUAUUUAACAUGCCUUUGAGAGAAGUUAGUACACAGAGGACAGGCACUGAAAACUAAGGACAUGUCCAAAACCGUUUGUCUGAUGAAGAAGCAAAGAGGGUAGCAGGCCUGGAGUAGAAAACCAGGCACCUCUGCAGUUGUUUACUAACUCUGUGCUGCUGUCAGGGCACAAGUCUAUUUAUGUCUUUCAUUAAAAAACUCAUAAGAGCCAGUGCGUGAAACAGGAGGUUGGUGUGCAAUGAAUUUGAAAUUAAUAUGAAUUUACCAUGUAUGGCUCAUUAACACAUUUUAGGCUAAGUUUAUAUCAGGUGUUAGGUGCAUUGUUUGUUAAUAUACCAAUUCAUCACCUCCAAGGAAAUUUAAGGCCUGUUGGUUUCCAUCAGCCAAGCUUAUGAUAUUUUGUAAAACCUUUCCCUUAACAAAAUGGACACCUUAGCUAAAUCUUGAGCCUGUUGUUCGUAGAUCUGUAUUUUAUUUCUUAAUCCAAAACUGGUACUGGUUUUUCUUUCUUUCGUGACUUGUGAAUGUGUCAGUUCUUAUAUUUGUAUACCUAAACUUUUUAUGUCAUUUACAUUUCAUUUUUAUAUACUGUAUAUGAAUAUACAAUGAAUAGUUUGUGGUUACGCAUUAAGAGAUCAAUAGUCUCUUACAAGCAGUGUUUUUCCUGAUCAUGUAUUUAAAUUUCUGUUAUUAGCAACAUAGCCAGCACUUAAGAGCAAGAGAUGUGAAGAACGGGGUCAAGAUACGAUUCUGCAUCUGGUGAAUGUCCUGGAAAUGUCCUUUGAUGAUACUCUAAAUACUAUGUUCAUGUGAUUUACAUUUAGAAAUAGAAAAACUAGACAAUCCAUGGUCAAACAUGGAAAAAAGCACGUUAAUCCUGUAGUCAAAUCAGUUGCUUUUGCCCUGCACAGCACAGAUGUACUGUAAUGCAUAGUAACAUACUGCAGACAGAGCUCAUUUCUGUCCACAAACAGGAUAAAAUGCCAAAAGUCCGCCUUAUGGGGAUAAAAGGCAGGGAGUUGCAAUCCUGUGGCAGUUACACAAGCUGGUUGUGUACUCAGUCUGGCAGCAUAGAUGUUUUUUAGUUUACGUACAUUUUGUUGAAAUGCACCACACAAGACAGAUUUAAAAAGGAUUUCUGUAAGAAAAAAUGUGCCGUGUGAUAGCAAUAAUGAUACAAUACUUUCGUGAUCUAAAAUAAAUCGUGUUGAUAAAAA
Molecule: messenger RNA, 4329 nt
Organism: Lepisosteus oculatus (spotted gar)
Lineage: Eukaryota; Metazoa; Chordata; Actinopteri; Semionotiformes; Lepisosteidae
Gene: slc35b2
Product: solute carrier family 35 member B2
Biological process (GO): transmembrane transport
Cellular component (GO): endoplasmic reticulum membrane; Golgi membrane
Molecular function (GO): 3'-phosphoadenosine 5'-phosphosulfate transmembrane transporter activity
Source: RefSeq, a predicted model, not a curated record